Molecule: messenger RNA, 1811 nt
Organism: Nicotiana tabacum (common tobacco)
Lineage: Eukaryota; Viridiplantae; Streptophyta; Magnoliopsida; Solanales; Solanaceae
Source: RefSeq, a predicted model, not a curated record
AUCGUAAGCCAAAUCCACAUAAUUUUUCUUACGGUCACAACUAGUACUACUAUAAAGCCUAUCCUUUCCCAUACUAUCUUCUUCAACCAAUUUUUGAAUAUAUUUAGCAAAUCAAGAAAGCUCAAUCCUUAGCUUCUUUGAUCAAGUUGUCAUCACAGUAGUCAAGAUAAUGGCUACCUCAGUGUCAACCAUUGGAGCUGCCAACAAAGCACCGUUGAGUUUGAACAACUCAGUUGCUGGAACUUCAGUUCCAAGCACAGCCUUCUUUGGCAAAACUUUGAAGAAAGUGUAUGGAAAAGGUGUUUCAAGCCCCAAGGUUACAAACAGGAGCUUGAGGAUUGCAGCUGAAGAGAAAGAUGCCGAUCCCAAGAAACAGACCGAUAGUGACAGAUGGAAGGGUCUUGUUCAAGACUUUUCCGAUGAUCAACAGGACAUCGCCCGGGGUAAGGGUAUGGUUGACAGUCUUUUCCAGGCUCCAACAGGUACUGGUACUCACCAUGCUGUUUUGCAAUCCUACGAAUAUGUCAGCCAAGGUCUUCGCCAAUACAACAUGGACAACACGUUGGACGGAUUCUACAUCGCUCCUUCUUUCAUGGACAAGCUUGUUGUUCACAUCACCAAGAACUUCUUGAAAUUGCCCAACAUCAAGGUUCCACUCAUUUUGGGUGUCUGGGGAGGCAAAGGUCAAGGUAAAUCUUUCCAGUGUGAGCUUGUCUUCAGAAAGAUGGGAAUCAACCCUAUUAUGAUGAGUGCCGGAGAAUUGGAAAGUGGAAAUGCAGGAGAGCCUGCAAAAUUGAUUAGGCAAAGGUACAGAGAGGCAGCAGAAAUCAUCAGGAAAGGAAACAUGUGUUGCCUCUUCAUCAACGAUCUCGAUGCAGGAGCUGGUAGAAUGGGUGGAACUACCCAAUACACUGUCAACAACCAGAUGGUGAAUGCCACUCUCAUGAACAUUGCUGAUAACCCGACAAACGUCCAGCUCCCCGGUAUGUACAACAAGCAAGAGAACGCCAGAGUCCCCAUUAUUGUCACUGGUAACGACUUCUCCACAUUGUAUGCUCCUCUUAUCCGUGAUGGUCGUAUGGAGAAGUUCUAUUGGGCACCAACUAGGGAAGAUAGAAUUGGUGUUUGCAAGGGUAUUUUCAGGACCGACAACGUGCCUGAGGAAGCCGUUAUAAAGAUUGUCGAUACCUUCCCUGGACAAUCUAUUGACUUCUUUGGUGCUCUGAGGGCACGAGUAUACGAUGAUGAGGUGAGGAAAUGGGUUUCAGGCACUGGAAUUGAAGCUAUUGGGGACAAACUUCUGAACUCUUUCGACGGACCCCCAACUUUUGAGCAACCAAAAAUGACUGUUGAGAAGCUCCUUGAGUAUGGUAACAUGCUUGUUCAAGAGCAAGAAAACGUGAAGAGAGUUCAGUUGGCUGAAACAUAUCUUAAAGAGGCAGCACUUGGAGAUGCAAAUGCCGAUGCCAUCAACACUGGAAACUUCUAAUGCCAUCAAUCUCAAGUCUAAACAAGAGGGAAGAAAGGACAACAAUCUAAUUGUCAUGUUGCUGAAGUCUCUACUGAUUCAAGUACUCAAAAACUUGGUUCAACUUCCAGGAGUGACGAUGAAAUUAAUAUUUUCAACUUUUUGAGGCAUUUUGUGAGGGUAGCUAUAGAAUGUGGCUAGAAGUUUGUAAUUUAUGAAGUCAGUUGUGUUCCAUUCAUAAGGGAGUACAAACUCCAAAUAAUCUUUUGUUUCAGUUUUUGUAAUUCUUCUGUAAUCAAGUUCUUGAUUUUGAAUUUCAAGAUUUGCUUUAUGUUAGACUUUA